UUUCGCGUUUCCCGUGUGCCCUCAGUGUCUCCAACAUGUGGCCGCGGUGAAAUCGUCCCCACGACGAUUUCAACUCGCGCACUUUGUCUCAUCGCACCCUCCCGGAAAUACAGCGUGCUUCUGCUUACUUGCACAAAUUCUUUGUGGACCGUUGUCUCCGCCCUGAAUUUCAACACAUUCCUGCUCUCACGCGUUGUGGAAAAUAACGCGUCUGCGUUUUCGCGGCAUUCCUUCGAAGUGGAUUUGCACGGUACCGACUCGACCUGGACGGAAGCUAAUAGCCUAGAGAGUUCAAAAUGUUGCAGACCGCAGCGGAAUUUCGAUUGUUCAGACAGUGACACUCCUCAUCCUUGGCAAUGUUGCGUCUACGAAGGGUGGACCUCUAGAUAAGGGAGUGCACUACAGCGCGGCCUUACGGCUGCUUGUGCUUCACCCUAAAGUGUUCCGGAGUUAAGUUCUGCUCGAAGAAAAGCGGUUUCCUCUCAUGUUUCUCAUGGAACAAUCUCCGUGGCUUCACGGAGGUGUUUCCCACCGUCUCACGUUUCUCGCUUCUCAAAGGCGAAAUCCUUCAAGGGCGUUUGCGGUGCACGAUCUCGUUCUAAUUCUUUCUCAUAACAUCGGUAGCUCAUCUUGACUCAUCUUGCUGUCUCUUGCGCUUUUCGUCUGUCUCACAUGCUUUCUUGGAUACCAUCUGCUCACAAAAUUAUGCCACUUCCCCGUCCGAUUGACCUUUAGUUCAGUCCCAGUUUCCAGCGUUCGACGCCAUUGUUCCGUACCAGAUUCACUCCUCCUUUUCGUUUUCUUUCGCCUCUCCGUAGCGCCGCCGUUCCCUUUUCUUUCUGCCAACAGAGUUUUUGAGGCGGUUCUGCUCUCACCCUUCCCGGUCCUGUCUUGCGACACACAGAACCUGAAGCGUGUCGGCAUUUGGUUUCAAAUGGUUGGUUUGGCGUGGAAACAAGCGCGGAAUGUUGGCCGAUUGCAUUCCCGUCUUCCCCAGACGCGCCGACCAAUCACGUCCACAACGCUCGAGCUUGGAAUCCUGCUGCCGCUCUCCAUUUCGCAAGGAACGUCGCGGUCGUCAGGGGUGAGAGACCUCCGUCUGCCAACGUAAAAAUCGGGAAAGGGUGAAACGGAGAACCGGAUUCUGUCGUCAGCGGCUUCCAUCUCAGAUCUACUGCCAGGCGAACCAGAGCCAAGGAGCCGCUCUGCGCCCCCUGUCAAACCAGCCCCGUGGCUGAGGCGGCGAUCCGACAGCCCGCCACGUUGUAUUGCGUUUACUUUCGCUUUUUCCGCGGGUCGCCGGGCUUGUCUGGUCAACCGUCGUUUUCGUUCCUCCCCAGUUGCUGGGCGCACUUUGGUGCCCUUGUUUGUGACCGAAGCACAAGGAUCCUGACAACAUGGCGUUCGACUUGGAUGCGGAGCCUCCGCCAACUAUCGGCCCGGUGGUUCUCCGCAGUGCCGCCAUCGUGCUGGUGAACUCGACUCAGCCCCUUCUAGUGGACCUUCUUCGUUACCAUGGAGGCGCAGAGCCCACCACGCUCUUAUACCUUCUGCCGACGUACUUGGGCAUGGUCUUUGUUGGGCUCGCCUCGAAGACUAAGAAGAGUAUCUGGAACGAGAAGUGGGGAAGAGCGUCCCUCCUCUGCCUCUGCGACAUGCUACAUCAGAUCUCUGAAAAAGCUGGGCUGGUCUUCGCAGGAAGUGCUGCGUACACCAUCACUGCGAGUUGGUCAACUGUGUGGACCGCCCUGUUGUCGCUGCUAAUUCUUCGCAAACAAUUGAGAAAGCACCAGUGGCUGGGCAUUCUCCUCAUCUGCAUUGGCUUCUCAGUGAAAGCCGUGCAGAUCAACUUCACGCGCACGAACUAUGAGGCCAUUGGGAUUCUUCUCACCCUCUUCGCUUCUAUUCUGCACGGCUUGUCUUUCGUCCUGAAUGAGAAGUACAUGACGGGAGAGCAUCAAAUCGACGGCCCAAAUCUUGUCGGCAUGUGCGGGAUGAUAAGCAGCACAGCCAUCACUACAUGGAUUCUCAUCUGGACGGUGCCGCAGUGGGACGUGCGCGUGCGAGGGUCGAUCGCGAGAAGCGGAGGGUCAAUUCCAGUCGUCGUCACCGUCCACGUGGCUCUUUUCCUGCUGUCGGUUCUUCGCUCGGCCACGCUGUGGUACCUCUUGAAACAUGUCGGCGCAGUCUCGUCCGGGAUCCUCAAGGGAGCAAGAACAGCCAUCGUCUUUCUCCUCAGCCACGUCCUCUACUGCCACCUGCAGGAGUCUCAGUGCAUGACAUCGGUCAAAGCUCUGUCUGUGGUACUCUGUGUCUCAGGCGUGCUGGUCUACUCAAUCGGCGACAGGCUUUUCUUGCAGGGCCCUUUUUUACCCUCGAAGCAGCGAAAAGCCUCUGUCUCCUCACCUCAUGCGGCGAGUCCGGGGCCGAUCGCCUGUUCCAGCAAACAACGUGGCCAAAAACGAUACUAGAAGUGAGGAAGAAAUCUUUUCUUCCGCCUGCAAAACCCUCGGGUCCGCGGUGAGGCGUGGAAGGAAUGUUGAGAACAGAAGAGAGCGGGCAUUUUUAGAAGUGCCCCUGAAGAAGAAUCCUGUGGCGGGAUUCCAGCUGAGGGGCCUCGCAGAGAGACCAGAAAAAGACAAAGCCGCCAAGAGAGACGUGAGUGUUUCCUUUCCUGUGUCCGUGGUCUCUGUUUCUCGCUGCGGUGACGGCAGCGCCAGGACUGAUGUUAAUGGUGCGAUGCCGCUCCAAAUAAAGUGCAUUGUUUUCCGCGGUCCAGCGCGUUUCCGUUUUGCUUGAAAUCGAAAAGGCCGAGGGCGGCUGCGGCGGCUGGGAAGGCGAGACGAAACGUCAGCACAUCGCGCUUCAUCUUUUGCCACGAUAAGAAUUGAAGAGACGUGCCCAUGCAUGCUUCUCAAAAGUAGGCGCCAGUGUCGUUUCUUUGUUAGAAAACGAAGGAACCGGUCCUCUGCACCACACGGAGCAUUCCUGUGAUUUCAGUUUCAGGCUAAGCUUGCAAGGUCAGAAAGCGAACUCGGCGUUCGCUGUAGAAGGUGAACAGAUUCAUAUAGGUAUUCUUUUUUCCCUUUUGGAAACCUGUGGACACGGAUCGGAAGCCGCUUUGAGAGCCGCUAGGCGCAAACCCAAGAGAGCAAACUGCAUUCACAAGCACUCAAAGGAAACAGGGUAACAGCGACUGAGGUGGUUCCAUCGGCAUUCUACGGGCCUAAUUACGUUGAUCUGUUUCGGGCGGAGAAGCAAAACGAGCCCCGUUUCGAAACAAGGCCAGUGUGUCUCUUCCAAUUUUCCCCUGGCUCUGUGGGAACGUUCUGUCGCUGCAUGUGGGAGCACGCAGGGCACAGAGCGAAUGGUAUAAGAGAGGGUGUGCGCAGGUAACUGAGGUUGACAGUGUCUGUUUGUCUUGGCUUUGCUAUUGUUCGGGUCUUCCCACUGGAGUCCGGAAGCUGUUUGGUUGACGUUUGUCCGAUUGCCUCACCGGGCGCGACUGUUCUGUAAAGAGCUCUGUGUGCGCAGGCGAGCUCUCGUGACCUAGAUCCGUUCUCUGUCGCAUGCUCCACAAAAGGGAAGUGCAAACGGCGUUUCAACUCAAAAAACAAUUUCUUCAUGGCGACUGCAUGCGUCCUUUAGCGAAAGGAAUUUGAAAACGCUGUUCCCAG
Toxoplasma gondii ME49 is the source of this 3677-nucleotide messenger RNA. RefSeq names its product transporter/permease protein. Lineage: Eukaryota; Apicomplexa; Conoidasida; Eucoccidiorida; Sarcocystidae. Gene Ontology annotation, cellular component: membrane. Bases 1398 to 2471 code for a protein of 357 amino acids. The transcript is spliced from 8 exons. The record is from RefSeq and is a predicted model, not a curated record.